AUGGCGUUUGAUUUGGACGCAUGCAUUGAGAAGCUGAUGAACAAGCAGCUUCUUGUGGAUGCGCUACUCAAAGAGAUAUGUGAAAAGACCAAGGAGCUCUUGAUGCGUGAGAGCAACGUGAUUCAUAUUCAGGCCCCCGUCGCGGUCGUGGGCGAUAUCCAUGGCCAGUUCUACGAUUUGCUCGAGAUAUUCCGUAUCGGUGGUGCGGCUCCCAACACCAACUAUCUUUUUCUUGGCGACUAUGUGGACCGUGGCCUGUUUUCCGUGGAAACUAUUUCGCUGCUCACAUGCCUCAAGCUGCGCUACCCACAGCGGAUCCAGCUCGUGCGAGGAAAUCACGAGAGCCGUGCGGUGACACAGACGUACGGAUUUUAUGCAGAGUGUAUGCGCAAGUACCCCGACUCGAAUGUGUGGCAGUACUUUACCGACAUGUUUGACUUUCUCACCUUGUCUGUCGUCAUCGACGACCGGAUAUUUUGCUUGCACGGGGGCCUCUCACCUUCGGUGCACUAUAUUGACCAGAUCAAGGUGAUCGACCGGUUUCGCGAGAUCCCUCACGAGGGACCGAUGGCAGAUUUGGUGUGGUCCGACCCCGACCCCGACAAGGAAGAGUUUGCCAUCUCUCCGCGCGGCGCUGGCUAUACGUUUGGUGCGUCUGUCGUAAAGCAUUUUAUCGAGGCAAACAAGAUGGACCAUAUUUUGCGUGCGCACCAAUUGUGUAUGGAAGGGUACAAUGUCUUGUACGACGACCGGCUCAGCACGGUGUGGUCCGCGCCAAACUAUUGCUACAGGUGUGGCAAUCUGGCAUCCAUUUUGGAAGUCGGGCCGGACGGGUCGCGCCAUUUCAAUAUAUUCGAGGCCGCGCCGGACAAUGAGCUCGAUGGGCCGCUGCAGGCGAGCCAGCCGCGGAGCGAGGCGAUCGAGUACUUUUUGUGA
This is a messenger RNA of Malassezia vespertilionis, 936 nucleotides long. RefSeq names its product protein-serine/threonine phosphatase (gene PPG1). Gene Ontology annotation, molecular function: protein serine/threonine phosphatase activity. Bases 1 to 936 code for a protein of 311 amino acids. Gene Ontology annotation, biological process: peptidyl-serine dephosphorylation. The transcript is spliced from 2 exons. The record is from RefSeq and is a predicted model, not a curated record. NCBI's taxonomy places the organism in Eukaryota, Fungi, Basidiomycota, Malasseziomycetes, Malasseziales, Malasseziaceae. Gene Ontology annotation, cellular component: FAR/SIP/STRIPAK complex.